Messenger RNA from Arthroderma uncinatum, 1368 nucleotides. Its product is annotated as AAR2 domain-containing protein. Bases 1 to 1368 code for a protein of 455 amino acids. NCBI's taxonomy places the organism in Eukaryota, Fungi, Ascomycota, Eurotiomycetes, Onygenales, Arthrodermataceae. Gene Ontology annotation, biological process: spliceosomal tri-snRNP complex assembly. The record is from RefSeq and is a predicted model, not a curated record. The transcript has a single exon.
AUGUCGGACUUUCCUCGCCCCUCGCCCACGAUCCUUAUCGACAACCUCCCCGCCAAAACACUCGUAGGAGUCGAUCUCCUCGCCUUCGCAUCAGCGCCGAACUUCCAUGGAAUAAAAGAGCUCCCGAUUGGAGUGCACAUUCUCUACACGGGCACAACAGACAGUUUCUCGCUGCGGAGUGGAGAAUGGCUUGUGGUUGCUGGCCCGAAGGAAGGCCAACGCAAUGGCGCAGGUGUUGACGUUCGAUUAAGGCAUUGGGAUGAGUCGGUUGAAUCUCUAGCUUUGGUAGACGAAAGCAAAGAUGAAGGACGACAGAGAGCAAUGCAGCAAAGGGCUAAUCUGAGCCGAAUAUGGGCCGCUGGAGGGUUACUCGCAUAUCAAUCUCGAACCAAGAAACAGGAGAAGGAUGGCAGUGAAGAGGCGUCUGAUACUACAACUCUAUACAACGAGUGGGAUAGUCUUUCAACCUACAUAACUCCGUCUGUUUUGGAGCGGAUAUUAGGUCGUGCUGAGCGUGAUUCCGAAGGCAGACCAAGGUGGAUGAUUACAUCUGGAAGCUCGGCGGCAAGAGACGAUGAUGAGAUACCCGGUCUCGCAAAUAAGGACGAUACCAAGAUGCGCGGGAAAUUAGUAGAAGAAGAGAAGGAGCUACGAUUCUUACCUGUGGAUUUGAAGAAUACCUGGCGAGCUGGCGCAGUGGGACGUGAACGGACAGAGGCAGCUCGGGAUCGUUCAUGGGCAUUGGGCUAUAUCUGCGAAUGGGCUUCGAACAACACCAGGGCCGCGGGAAGGAUCGUUGAUGAUGAAAGCCUAAGUGAGGGUGAAUCACAAAUUCUGGGUGAACUGCAACUUACGUUCCUCACUGCACUUACGUUGAUCAAUUUCUCCUGUCAAGAGCAAUGGAAGAGGCUACUACAUUUGAUAUUUACAUGUCAGACAGCUGUUGGAGAAAGACAGAACUUCUUUGUAGCAGUUCUCCGGAUAUUGCGGCUUCAGCUGGCUCACAACGAUGAUGUCGAGGGAGGAUUAUUGGAGAUGGACGGAGACGAUGGUGGCACCAUGGUGAAAAAUAUCCUCAAAAAGUUCCGAAGAAUAAUAUAUGACGACUUGACCGUUGAUGUGUCGGCGGUCAAGGCGGAGUUUAUGAAUUUAGAGAAAUGGGUAAAGGACGAAUACAGUUGGGAGCUAGCAAGGGAGUCGACAGUGCGAAGGGGUAUGCUGGAGCUGGAGGAUGGAGAACAGAUUGAAAUGGAGGUUAAUGGUGCUGAGGAAGAGGACGAAACGGGGGAUUACGCCCCAGUGAUUGUUGACUUGGAGGAAGCUGGAGGGGAGGCCGAGGAUAUUGAUAUGAUGGACCACCACAAGUAG